CCCAAUCUUAUCCCGCAAAUCUAAAAAACUUCAGAAAAUCAAGUCCGAACUGGAAUCUACAUCCAACCUGCCCCCAACCUCGAAAAUCAAACAGUCACCUCCCGAACUCCAGACUGCAAGACCCGCAAACACAGACCCCAAUACCUCAUACAAACAAAAGCAAAACCGAAAUGCCCAAACGCAAACUCUCCGCCCUCACUCCGGGGAGCGAUUCCGACCUCGAACCCACCACCAACAAAAAAGAUAAAUCCGACUCUCGCUCCCUGCACAUCCAGACCGUUCGCCUGAAACAAAAGUUCUCGCAAGGUGUCGAAUCCCUCUCCAAAGCGCUGAAGCUGGCGCGGGGCUUCGAGCGCCAGAAGUGGAAGCGCCGCGAGAAGAAGGUCAAGACGGAGGGGAAGCCUGGGGAUGUGGAGCGGUUGGCGGAGGAGUUGAAGAUCCUAAGGGAACUCGAUCCGAUCAAGACAGCGACAAAGUAUCUCUACAAACAACUACUAAAAACGAAACGGAUCGCCGAGUCGGCUACCUUCCAAGAGUUUCAGGAGCACAUGGGCAGCAAGUUGUCGGCAGAGGGGCCCCAGAGCAAUUUCGAGGCGAAUGUGACGGCGCGCUUGUACAAGUCGACACCCGUAAAGAAUGUGUUCCCUGGGAUUAUGGACGGGAUUCGGUCGUUGUUGAAGAUCGACGAGAAGAAGCCAGCGGCAGACAAGAAAGGCAGUUCCAACAACGAAAAGGCGGAUCAAAGGGCGAAGAAGGGUGAGAAGCCGGACCCAAAACGUGUCGCGGAGGAGGUCUCCGGUAGUGAGAGUGAGUCGAGGCAGGGACGGUCACGGCCGCAGCUUGAUGAUGGAGAUGUCAGUAUGGACGAUGCGGAGAGUGUCGAUUAUGCGCAGUACGAUGGUUUACUGGCCUCGGGCUCGGAGGAUGAGGAUGGGGAGGACGUGCACGAGACUCGGCGGCAGAUGCUUGGCGACAGGGGCGAUGAAGAUGAGGAUGGGGACGAGGAAAACGAUUUCGAUGAGCGCAUGUUGCAGCGAAGACCCCCCUCCGAUAUAUCCGUCUCGCGCUCGCCGAGCCCGGAAGUGGACGAGGAGGAAGAAUCCGACGCACCCCCCUCCAAAAAGGCCAAGCCCGCCCAAAAAGGAUCUGCCAAGCCUGCGACCAGCACGACCUUCUUGCCCUCCCUCAUGAUGGGUGGCUACUGGUCUGGAUCAGAGUCGGAAGCCGAGGACAUCGACGCCGCAGAACCACCAAAGCGGAAGAAUCGCAUGGGCCAGCAGGCGCGUCGGGCGUUGUGGGAAAAGAAAUACGGCGCCGGCGCAAACCAUGUCAAACAGCAACAACAAAAAGCCAAGAAGGGCAGGGAUAAUGGCUGGGAUCCCCGAAAGGGUGCAACUGAUGGCAAUCGGGUUCCCAUCGGGAAAUCCGGUCAGGGCGCACGGGGUCGACCGCAGCACGAUGGCGGUCGGCCGCAACGAGGGCCGGCGAAGAAGCCACAGGAUGAUAAGCCUUUGCAUCCGUCCUGGGAGGCAGCCAAAAAGGCUAAGGAACAGAAGGCCACGGCGGCCUUUGCCGGUAAGAAAGUUGUGUUUGAUUAGAUAUCCCAUAUCCCAAUAUUAGCAUGUACAUCAUUUCACCACGAGCAUAG
Molecule: messenger RNA, 1648 nt
Organism: Aspergillus saccharolyticus JOP 1030-1
Lineage: Eukaryota; Fungi; Ascomycota; Eurotiomycetes; Eurotiales; Aspergillaceae
Product: BUD22 family protein
Exons: 2
Coding region: 171-1598 (475 amino acids)
Biological process (GO): maturation of SSU-rRNA
Cellular component (GO): 90S preribosome; nucleus
Source: RefSeq, a predicted model, not a curated record